Molecule: messenger RNA, 2130 nt
Organism: Dermacentor andersoni
Lineage: Eukaryota; Metazoa; Arthropoda; Arachnida; Ixodida; Ixodidae
Gene: SP555
Product: SPRY domain-containing SOCS box protein SP555
Biological process (GO): intracellular signal transduction; proteasome-mediated ubiquitin-dependent protein catabolic process
Cellular component (GO): SCF ubiquitin ligase complex
Molecular function (GO): protein binding
Source: RefSeq, a predicted model, not a curated record
UGCCCUGCGCCCGCAUAAUGUUAUCAGGGCGCUUGAUCGCCACGGGGCUUCUCGUUAUCAGCUGAUCCCUGCAGCGCGCCCGCGAGAAACGUCGCACAGAUUCGUGCGCCAACAGCCACGGCAGAUAAACUAACCACGAGCUUCGGGUUGUGCGCUAUGAGCGCACGUACCGCUGUCUACGCAAGCUACCGGCUGCUCGAGCAACCCGCUCAAAUAAAAACGCGCAAUAAAAAAAAAAAAAAACGCGGAGGGAGGAUUGGGGAUCGACUGCGCGUGGCAGCGGGACGGAAGUAUGGUGGCGGGGGGUCACCGUUAUAAAAAAGGGGGCCGGGGGUGAAUACGCGGCACGCGCGGGACCCGCUACGCCGUCUUCCCCCGCCGAGAGACAGCUGGCGCUCUGUCGAGGGGUCCAGCGCGGGCCAGCGGCAGAUGGGGAGCCAACGGUCGAUAUCGAGGAGGGGCGUGCGGGCUCGUUCCUAACGGAACGCGCUGAGCAGCGCCGCUAUACGCCGAGCCAGUACAGCGCCCCGUUCACAGAGCCAUGGAGGACGCCGACGGCCAAGGUGACAUCGAUGGCCGGCUCGAACCGUGGAACUGGGGAGUCGAGGACCCCGGCUGGGCCUGGAGCACGACGCACAAGUCGCCUGAAGUGGUGCUGCUUGGACCCCAACAGGCGCAGUUCCACCCUCGUUGGAGCAGCGGCACGGCGGGCGUGCGGAGCGCGAGUCCGCUGGCGAGGGACCGGCGCAGCUACUGGGAAGUGCGUGUGUCGCAUCGCGUCUUUGGCACCAGCAUGAUGUGGGGCCUGUGCACGGCGCAGGCACGGCUGCACGCCAACGCCUUCCUCGACCUGCUCGGACAAGACAACCACGGAUGGGGGCUCUCGCACAAGGGCCUCCUGUGGCACGACGGCCGAUGGCGGUCGUUCACGCGGCCGUUCCGCGAGAACGAGCCGACCGUGCUGGGCAUGCUGUUCGACGGGCGGCGCGGCACACUCACCUAUUACAAGGACGGCGUGUGCCUGGGCGUCGCCUUCCGUGACCUGCACCGCGUGCGCGAGCCCCUCUACCCGGCCGUCUCGUCAACCGCCGCCAAGACCGAGAUGUGCCUGGCCAACGCACGCAGGGACUUCGCCGGCCUGCAGGACCGCUGCCGUGCAGUGAUCCUGCGGCGAACUGCGGGUCCAGAUGCCGUGCGUGAGCUGAGGCUGCCACCACGACUGCAACGCUACCUGCUGCAUGAAGAGGACAUGUGAGGGCAGCUCGUCCUGCCAUCACAUCACACUCUAGUCAUGAUGCCCUCCCUAGACGUAAAGCGUGUUUGCUGCCAAAUGCCCCCACUAGUCAAUAUGACAUCAAGCCGAGCUGGCUCAUCGCAACACCAAACCUGAUGCCAGAAAACUUUCAGAAGCCACUGUGACACCGAGCUGCGCUAUGAUUGAGCACAAGAACACGAUGUGGGCACGUCCUUACACGGGCAUAGUCUGGUUUUUAUAUGCAUGUUCAAUCAUAUUAAUUUCAACUUGCACUGUGCAUGUCAAUUUCAUCUUAUAGAUGAGCCAGGUAUUUCUAUUUGCCUAUAUCCCCAACAGUAGAAAUUCACUACAGCGACCUACACCUGUGAAGUGUGCUUUCCAUAAGCAGCUAAGCGACAGUGCACUGCUCAGGUGCCUUUCGCAAGCAAAGACGAGGCAGGAGACUUCCUUGAGAAGCAUCCUGCUGCUGGUCAACCUGGCACCACAAUGAGCAAUUCGAUUCCUUUCAACAGGGGCAUGCCCAAUCACUAGAUAAGACAUAUUUAUGCACAGAAUAGGUGUUUACACCUGUGGUGCAUCUACAUCUCCUUUUAGAUGUGAUCUUUGUUGAUAUGUAAUAAGUGACAGCCAUACUGCGGCUGUGCAUGCUGUCCAACUGAUCAGUACGUACGAUAAGUGUGGUGUACAUGUCCAGUGAAAACGUACUGCACCUGUGGUGAAGCAUUGACGUGCUCGGUGAUUCCACAGUGAAAUAUCAUGCAGUACCGUUCCACUUUGCACACCAGCCCAGAUUGCAUUCCAAAUGCCAGCGCGCGCUGUUUCAGUUUGUGGGUCCUAUUUGUGACAAUAGAGAAGAUGUUGGUAAUGCACGCAGC